This is a messenger RNA of Sceloporus undulatus (fence lizard), 11931 nucleotides long. Its product is annotated as dynein axonemal heavy chain 11-like. The record is from RefSeq and is a predicted model, not a curated record. Bases 27 to 11465 code for a protein of 3812 amino acids. Gene Ontology annotation, cellular component: dynein complex. Gene Ontology annotation, molecular function: ATP binding; dynein intermediate chain binding; dynein light intermediate chain binding. Lineage: Eukaryota; Metazoa; Chordata; Lepidosauria; Squamata; Phrynosomatidae. The transcript is spliced from 72 exons. Gene Ontology annotation, biological process: microtubule-based movement.
AUCCCAACGUUGCUGUUCUUCUUUCAAUGUUUGAUGAGGAAAUUACCUGCUGCAAGCAAAUAUUUGACAAUCAGAUAGAAAAAUUAAGGAAUGGAGGCAAUGCACUUCAUAAAAACAUGCCAAUGACUGCAGGCAAUUUAAAAUGGUCUCAGGAGUUGCGAGAGAGGCUGCUGAAGCACAGAACACAUUUUAGGCACAUCAAUCAUCUAAUUCCACAGACAGAGGAAACCAAUUUUGUCUUCCAAAAAUGUGAGAAAAUGUUGGCAUUAUUGGAUAAACAUGACAAGGAAAUUUAUACCUUGUGGGUGCAAGAUCUAAACCUCCUUUGCGAAUCACAUCUCAGUCAACCAAUCCUCAGAAGUGACAACAAUGGAUUAUUUGAAGUUAACUUUAAUGAAAAGCUCUCUGCUGUCCUCCGAGAAGUGAAAUACCUUGAGGUUUUAAGACAUCCUGGUAUACCUGAGGUUGCUGUGCAAUUGUAUUCCAAGAGAGAAACUCUUUACAAGUAUCUUGGGAAUUUAAACACGAUUACCAGACAGUAUAACCAGCUAAGGAGGACAAUUCUGCCUGAGGAAGCAGAACUCCUAGCAUACGAAACUGGGAGAAUUGACCUACAGUUAAAGCCUGCUUUUGAUGCACUGACCUGGCAGAAUGAAAAUCUGUGGUUUUUUAUUGAGCAGACCAGAGAGCUUGUUCAAAAUGUAGGCAGCAGACUCCAGAAAGCCAAGGAUAAUGUGGAAUUGAUCCAGAUACUUCUGCACAGACUGAGUGAAACGUCUUUUCUUGCACGAAAAACUGGUCCCAGCCCUUCGAUGCUGUGUCUUGAUUACAAUGAAAGAAUGUGCCAGCACUAUGAGAUUGUUCAAGAGACAGGGAGAAGGAUCCAUCAGCUAGUUCAGGACAAUCAAGAUCUUCUUCAGGCAGAUUCUCUUUCUGAUGAAUGGAGAGCCUACACCGAAUAUAUUGAUCACAUGGUUUCAGAUGGGCUAUUCAAGGCUAUCAAGUGUUCCCUCCAGUAUAUGAUGGAAAACACAGAGAUGACAUCAAAAUCCACUGCCUUAUUUGAAAUUCAGCUCCUUCUUAAUGGCAAAGAAAUGACUUUUACACCUUCUUUGGACUACAUGGUCAAUGGCAAUUUUUUUGACGUUUUUGAAGGUCUAAUCCAAAACAUUUACCUGACUGCAUCUCAUAUAAACAGAGUUGCCAAGCAUCUUGGGUACGAAAAUUACCAGCAUGAUGUAGACCAGAUGGAUACACUGAAAGAAAUGCACCAGGAAAUCAUGAGCAGGGUGCACUCAGUAAUUGUUAAUGCCCAGGAAUAUCAAAGCUACUUUAAGAAAUACAGCCACUUAUGGAUGGAUGAUAAAGCCAAAUUUAUGAAGCAGUUCCUUCUCUAUGGACGAUUUCUUCAUACUGAAGAGCUGGAAUUAUAUCCAGACCAUGAACUUCAGAAACGCUCCCCACAGUUAGAUCACUUUAAACAACAGAUCAGCAUUUAUGAAACGCUACAUAAAGAAGUCAGCGGAUUUGAAAAUCAGAAGACUUUUAAUGGCUGGUUUCGGGUUGAUAUUAAGCCUUUUAAGUUCUCACUGAUGAAUAUGAUUAAAAAAUGGAGUUGGAUGUUUAAGGAGCAUCUGCUCAACUCUGUCACCCAAAGUGUUACAGAGUUAGCCAGGUUUAUCCAUGAAACUGAACAAGGAUUAGUGAAGAAAGUGAAAGAAGGAGAUUAUGCACUUCUGGUUGAAAUAAUGGGGCAUCUCAUGGCUAUACGUGACCGUCAGUCAACAGGAGACAUUUUCAAACCUUUAAAAUCCACAGCUGAAUUGCUACAAAGUUACGGACAACAGUUACCGGAACAUAUUUAUAUAGAACUUGAGGAAUUACCUGAAAAGUGGAAGAAUCUUAAAAAGAUUGCCUUCACUGUGAAGCAUGAAGUGGCUCCUCUACAGUCCAAUGAAGUGUCUGUUAUCAGAAGAAAAUGUGUACUUUUUGAGGUUAAACAGCAAGAGUUUAGAAAUAGAUUUAAAAAUGAAGUCAUCUUUAGAUUUGAUGCUGAGGAUCCUUAUACGUGCAUGGAUAAGACUCACAAAGACAUUGCAAAGCUGGAGGCAGAAAUGAAUAAAUUACAGGAAACAGCAAACCUUUUUGAAGUGAGUGUGCCAGAAUACAAACAGCUCAAACAGUGUCGUACUGAUGCUAUCUUGGCAAAAUCUGUCUGGGACAUGGUGGUGUUUGUCCAGAUGAGUAUUAAAGAUUGGAUGAAAACCUCAUGGAAGCAAAUAAAUGUUGAACAAAUGGACGUGGAUCUCCGAAGAUUUACAAAGGAUAUGAAGACUCUGGAUAAAGAAGUACGGAUUUGGGAUCUCUAUAUAGGAUUAGAAUCAACUGUCAAGAAUUUGUUAAUCUCCUUAAGAGCUGUAAAUGAACUCCAGAAUGUUGCUGUCCGGGAAAGACACUGGGAACAACUUAUGGCUGCCACAGGGGUAUGUUUUGUCAUGAAUGAAGACACCACACUAGGGGAACUUUUUGCUCUUCAGCUCCACAGAGUAGAAGAUGAAGUUAAAAACAUUGUGGACAAAGCUGUGAAGGAACUGGCAAUAGAAAAGUUGCUUGUAGAAAUCAAUCAAACAUGGAGCGUUAUGGAUUUCUGCUAUGAAGAUCAUCACAGCACAGGCACACCACUGUUGAAAUCUGAUGAAAACCUUAUAGAGACUCUAGAAGACAAUCAGGUUCAGCUUCAAAACAUCCUUAUGAGUAAAUAUGUGGAAUAUUUCUUGGUGGAGGUGAGCAGCUGGCAGAAAAAAUUAAUGGUUGCAGAUAUGGUCAUUUCAAUGUGGCUGGAAGUACAACAAACUUGGGCUCACCUCCAGAGUAUUUUCACAAAUUCUGAGGAUAUCCGGAAUCAGCUUUCAGAAGAUGCUAAAAGAUUUGAGGGGAUUGAUCAAGAUUUUAAGGAACUUAUGGCUGUGGUGGUGAAGACAAAAAAGGUUAUAGAAGUAACAAACCAGAUGGGAUUGCUUGAUAAAUUGGAAAUUCUUCAACAAAGGCUUACACUUUGUGAGAAAUCCUUAGCUGACUAUUUAGAUGCCAAGAGACUCACUUUUCCAAGAUUCUACUUUGUCUCUGCUGUGGAUUUAUUAGAAAUCAUUUCCAAAGGAACUCACCCUAGGCAGAUUACCAGGCACUUGGUGAAGCUGUUUGACAGUGUGGCUGACCUUAAAUUUGAAGAGGACAAAAAUAAAGGAAGACAAAUGGCCAUUGGGAUGUAUAGCAGAGAAGGAGAGUUUGUCCUUUUCUCAGAGCACUGUCCCUGUGAAGGACAGGCAGAAUGUUGGUUAAGCUGUUUAGAAGAAAUCAUGCACAUAACAGUUAAGCAGAAAAUAAUGGAGGCUGUGGUAGCCUAUGAGGAUAAGCCACGAGAUCAGUGGCUGUUUGACUAUCCAGCCCAAGUGGCUUUGACCAGCAGUCAGAUUUGGUGGGCCACAGAUGUUCGGAUUGCUUUUGAAAGGCUUGAAGAAGGAUUUGAAACUGCUCUGAAAGACUAUAACCGCAAACAGAUUGCUCAACUGAAUGCCCUUAUAAACAUGCUGCUAGGGGAACUCACCCCUGGAGAUCGUCAGAAGAUCAUGACAAUAUGCACAAUUGAUGUGCAUGCAAGAGAUGUUGUAGCCAAGCUUAUAGCACAGAAGGUUUCUAAUGGACAAGCAUUUACAUGGCUAUCACAACUGCGUCACCGAUGGGAUGAAGAGCAAACUGAGUGUUUUGUCAACAUUUGUGAUGCUCACUUUCAGUAUGCUUAUGAAUAUCUUGGGAAUAGUCCCAGACUUGUAAUCACACCUCUUACUGACAGAUGCUACAUUACCUUGACACAGUCUCUUCACUUGACUAUGAGUGGUGCAUUGUCAGGACCUGCAGGAACAGGGAAAACAGAAACCACCAAGGAUUUAGGCCGGUCUCUAGGAAUGAUGGUUUAUGUCUUCAACUGUUCAGAACAAAUGGAUUAUAAGUCAAUUGGGAAUAUCUACAAAGGUCUGUGCCAAACUGGCGUGUGGGGAUGUUUUGAUGAAUUUAAUCGCAUUUCUGUGGAAGUGUUAUCUGUUGUAGCUGUUCAGGUUAAAAUGAUUCAGGAUGCUAUCCGUCACAAGAAGAAAAGGUUUAACUUUUUAGGUGAAACUAUUAAGUUGAAAGCAACAGUGGGGAUUUUCAUAACUCUUAACCCAGGUUAUGCCGGAAGAGCGGAGCUCCCAGAAAACCUUAAAGCUCUUUUUCGGCCCUGUGCGAUGGUGAUUCCAGAUCUCGAACUCAUUUGUGAAAUAAUGCUGGUGGCAGAAGGAUUUGUGGAUGCCCGGUUGCUUUCUAGAAAGUUUAUUUGCCUCUACAAACUCUGCCAUGAACUCCUUUCCAAACAGGAUCAUUAUGAUUGGGGUCUUAGAGCUAUAAAAUCUGUUCUAGUUGUGGCUGGAUCACUGAAACGAGAAGAGCAAAGCAAACCUGAAGAUCAGGUUUUGAUGAGAGCCCUCAGGGAUUUUAAUCUACCUAAGGUAGUCACUAAUGAUGUCCCUAUCUUUCUGGGCCUGAUCAAUGACUUGUUCCCAUUGCUGGAAGUUCCACGGAAAAGGGAUCUGAAGUUGGAACAGCUGGUGCGCCAGUCCAUUGCAGAACUCCAUUUGCAGCCUGAGGAAAACUUUAUACUGAAGGUUAUGCAGUUAGAAGAACUAUUGGCUGUCAGGCACUCAGUCUUUGUGGUUGGAAAUGCUGGAACAGGGAAAAGCCAGAUAUUAAAGACACUACACGUGACCUACUCCAAUAUGAUGCUGAGGCCAGUAUGGAAUGAUAUCAAUCCAAAAGCUGUCACCACAGAUGAAUUCUUUGGGUUCCUUCAUCCAUCAACAAGGGAGUGGAAAGAUGGUUUAUUUUCAUCCACUAUGAGAGAACUGGCUAGUAUUGCCCAUGAGGGUCCAAAAUGGAUUGUACUAGAUGGAGACAUUGAUCCUAUGUGGAUAGAAUCACUCAACACUGUCAUGGAUGACAAUAAGGUUCUAACCCUGGCAAGUAAUGAACGUAUUUCCCUCAUGCCUUCCAUGCGCCUGGUGUUUGAAAUCAGCCACCUUCGGGCAGCAACUCCAGCCACUGUCUCAAGAGCUGGCAUCCUCUAUGUGAAUACUCAAGACCUUGGUUGGAGCCCAUAUGUGACUAGUUGGAUUGAAACUCGCAAAGCACAAUCUGAAAGAGCAAACCUAACCAUCCUCUUUGAUAAAUAUGUGCCUUACUGCUUGGAGCAACUGCGAUGUAACUUAAAAACCAUCACUCCAGUUCCAGAGAACAGCAUGGUACAGACUUUGUGUUCAUUAUUGGAUUGUCUCCUGACCCCAGAGAACACUCCCCCAGAUUCUCCUCGUGAACUCUAUGAAAUAUAUUUUGCAUUUGCCUGUGUAUGGGCUUUUGGUGGUGCUUUAUUCCAAGAUCAGCUAAUUGAUUAUCGCAUGGAGUUUAGUAGAUGGUGGAUCAAAGAAAUGCGAACAAUAAAAUUUCCUUCCCAAGGGACAGUUUUUGAUUACUUCAUUGACCCUGAUACAAAAAAAUUUACUUUGUGGAGUGAGAAAAUUCCAGGCAUUGAAAUGGAACCAGAUGUCCCUCUCCAGACAGUCUUGAUUCAUACAUCUGAAACCAUCCGCUUGAGAUAUUUCAUGGAUUUACUUCUGGAGAAGGGUCAGCCCAUCAUGCUAGUGGGAAAUGCUGGAGUUGGAAAAACAGUACUUGUAUGUGACAGAUUUACCAAGCUCUCUGAAAAGUAUAUGGUGACCAAAGUCCCCUUCAACUACUACACAACAUCUGCUAUGCUUCAGCGUGUUCUUGAAAGAUCCUUGGAAAAGAAAGCGGGCAGGAAUUAUGCUCCUCCAGGCAUGAAAAAAUUAAUUUACUUCAUUGAUGAUCUUAAUAUGCCUGAGGUUGAUGCCUAUGGAACUGUCCAGCCUCACACUCUAAUUAGACAGCACCUAGACUACAGUCACUGGUAUGACAGACAGAAACUGAUUUUGAAAGAAAUUCACAAUUGUCAGUACGUCACGUGCAUGAAUCCCACGGCUGGAAGUUUUUCAGUAAAUCAGCGUCUUCAGAGACAUUUCUCAGUGUUUGCUGUCCACUUUCCAGGAACAGAUGCUUUAGCCACUAUCUAUGGCAAGAUAAUAAACAUGCAUUUUCAGCAAGGGGGCUUCUGUUACAGCAUAAGGAAGUCUGUUGGCACACUCAUACAAGCUGCCAUUUCUUUGCACCAGAAGAUGACCCAGAAUUUCAUGCCUACAGCUAUUCGAUUUCAUUAUAUUUUCAAUUUAAGAGAUCUGACACGCAUAUUCCAGGGAAUGCUUUUGGCAACGCCAGAAUGUGUACGGUCCCCUAUUGACUUGGUUCAUUUAUGGUUUCAUGAAUCUUCCCGAGUCUACUCAGACAAACUUAUGGAAGAAAGGGAUAUCGAACAUUUUAAGAAAGUGCUUAUCGAUACAGCAAAAAGGUACUUUGAGGGUGUUGAUGAGCACAUAUUUAUCCACAAGCCAAUAAUUUACUGCCACUUUGCCCAUGGUGUUGGAGAACCUCAUUACUUUCCAGUCUCUGAUUGGAAUAAGCUGACCAGAAUUUUAACAGAGGCUUUAGAGCACUACAACGAACUACAUGCAGCAAUGAACCUUGUUCUCUUUGAGGAUGCCAUACAGCAUGUUUGUCGUAUCAGUCGCAUUCUUGAAGUCCCAUAUGGAAAUGCCCUUUUGAUUGGAGUUGGAGGAAGUGGCAAGCAAAGUUUGUGCCGCUUAGCUGCCUUUCUCAGUUCACUGGAAGUCUUCCAGAUAACCCUCCGUAAAAGUUACGGUAUCCAUGACCUCAGGAGCGAUAUUGCUACACUUUACUUUAAAGUUGGUGUGAAGAACAUCGGUACUGUGUUUCUUCAUGCAGAUGCUCAGAUCCCUGAUGAGCGUUUUCUCGUAUUAAUUAACGACAUGCUGGCAUCAGUACGUUUAGCACAGUCUCAGUUGAAGCCUUCAGUGAGCCACUUCAUUGCUUUCGUGCACACAAGUGUUAAUGAAGUGAGCGUCAAGUAUCAGCAGAAUGAGAAGCAUUAUAACUACACCACUCCAAAGAGUUUCCUAGAACUAAUUAAACUCUACCAGAAUCUUCUGGGGAAAAAGAGAAAAGAGUUGGUUCAAAAAAUGGAAAGACUGGAAAAUGGCUUACAAAAGCUGCAGACUACAGCUUCCCAGGUAGAAGAUCUGAAGUCUAAGCUUGCCAUUCAAGAGACAGAACUUCAUCAGAGAAACAAAGACACCGAAGCUCUUAUUGACAAGAUCAGGCAACAGACAGAAAAAUUAAGUCAAGAAAAAGUCAUGGCUGAUGAGGAGGAGCAGAGGGUAGCAGCUAUUCAAGCAGAAGUAACCAAGCAGCAGCAGGAAUCUGAAAAUGACCUUGCCAAAGCUGAGCCAGCACUUAAUGCAGCAAAUGCUGCAUUGAACACACUAAACAGGCUAAAUCUGACUGAGCUAAGAACUUUCCCAAAUCCACCUUCAACUGUGACAAAUGUGACAGCUGCUGUUCUUGUCCUCUUGUCUCCAAAUGGCAAGGUUCCAAAGGACAGGAGCUGGAAAACCACAAAGAUGUACAUGAGCAAGGUGGAUGAAUUCCUUCAAAGUCUUACCAAUUUUGACAAAGAACAUAUUCCUGAAGCAACUGUUAAAGCUGUAAAAGAAGAUUACCUGAGUGAUCCAGAGUUCAAGCCAGAAUUUGUACGGACAAAAUCUUCCGCUGCUGCUGGUCUCUGUGCAUGGGUUAUUAAUAUUAUUAAAUUCCAUGAGGUGUAUUGUGAAGUGGACCUGAAACGCCAGUGUCUGGCACAGGCUAAUACAGACUUGAUCAUUGCAGCUGAAAAACUUGACUCUAUCAGAAAGAAGCUCACUGAACUAGACACAAACCUGGCUGCCUUCACUACUGCCUUUGAGAGGGCUACAGCUGAGAAAAUCCACUGCCAGGAAGAAGUGAAUAGAACUAACAAGACUAUUGAGCUGGCCAACAGAUUAGUGAAAGGUCUGGAGUCAGAAAAUGUGAGAUGGGGCCAGUCGGUUGCACAGUAUCAUGAACAAGAGAAGACGUUGUGUGGAGAUGUGCUUCUAACAGCAGCUUUUAUUUCUUAUGCUGGCCCAUUUGCAAAGUGGUAUCGGCAUGAGCUGGUUCAAAAUCUGUGGUUGCCCUUCUUGAGAAGCCAAAAGGUCCCCAUUCCAAUGACUGAAGGUCUUGAUCCGAUCUCAGUGCUGACGGAUGAUGCAACAAUUGCUAAAUGGAACAAUGAAGGCCUGCCUAGUGAUACUAUGUCCGUACAAAAUGCCACUAUUCUUACAAACUGUGAACGCUGGCCUCUGUUGAUUGACCCGCAGCACCAGGGGAUCAAAUGGAUAAAAAACAGAUAUGGCUCAGAUUUGAAAGUUAUCCAUUUGAGUCAAAAAGGAUAUAUUGAUGUCAUAGAAGAAGCAGUUAUAGCUGGAGAUCCAGUUUUAAUAGAAAACCUGGAGGAGACCAUUGAUCCUGUGCUUGACCCUCUGCUUGGGAGACACAUGCUUAAAAAGGGAAGGUAUAUUCGAGUUGGAGAUAAGGAAUGCAAAUUUCACCCCAAAUUCCAAUUUAUUCUCCAUACCAAACUUGCUAAUCCUCACUAUAAACCAGAAAUCCAGGCCCAAACCACUUUAAUCAAUUUCACUGUAACACGGGAUGGCUUAGAAGAUCAGUUGCUGGCAGAUGUGGUCAAUGUGGAAAGACCAGACCUGGAACACUUCAAGUCUGAACUCACAAAGCAGCAAAAUUAUUUUAAAAUUGAGUUGAAAAUGCUUGAAGAUGAAUUACUGACACGCCUUUCAGCGGCUGAGAGUAAUUUCCUUGGGGAUACCCUUCUGGUUGAGAGGCUGGAAACAACAAAACACAUGGCAGCAGAAAUAGAAAUUAAGGUCUUGGAAGCAAACAUCAAUGAAGUAAAGAUCAAUGAGGCUCGUGAGCAUUAUCGCCCUGUUGCAGCAAGAGCAUCACUCCUCUACUUCCUCAUGGAUGAGCUGAAAAAAAUCAAUCCGAUGUAUCAGUUCUCACUGAAGGCCUUUAAUAUUGUAUUCCACAAAGCUGUGCAGCAAGCGGAACCUUGUGAAGGUGUAAAGGAAAGGGUCAACAACCUGAUUGACUGUGUGACUUACUCUACAUUUAUUUAUAUCAGUCGUGGUCUAUUUGAGAGAGACAAGCUUACUGUCACUGCCCAAGUGGCUUUCCAGCUUCUGCUUAUGAAUAAAGAGAUUGAUGCUCGUGAACUAGAUUUCCUUCUGAGAUUUAAUAUUGACCACACUUACAAUAGCCCCUUGGAAUUCCUCUCCAACUUUACCUGGAGUGCAAUUAAGACAAUGAGCUUCAUGGAUGAAUUUCGUAGUCUGGACAAAGAUAUAGAAGGAUCACCAAAACGAUGGAAAAAAGUGGUCGUGUCAGAAUGUCCAGAAAAAGAGAAGUUUCCACAAGAAUGGAAGACAAAAAGUUCCCUCCAGAAACUGAUUAUGAUGCGAGCCUUGAGACCAGAUCGAAUGACUUAUGCUGUCAGGAACUUCGUUGAAGAGAAACUUGGAACCAAAUAUACUGAGGGACGUAAAACCGAGUUUACCAAAUUGUUUCAAGAAACUGGGCCUGCUUCACCAAUGAUAUUCAUUUUAUCUCCUGGAGUUGACCCACUAAAAGAAGUUGAAUUUUUAGGAAGCAAGCUUGGCUUUACCAUUGAUUCAGGAAAGCUUCACAAUGUAUCUUUGGGUCAAGGGCAAGAAGCCAUAGCAGAGAUGGCUAUGGAAAAGGCAUCAAAAGAAGGCCACUGGGUUAUACUUCAAAAUAUUCAUCUUGUUGCAAAGUGGCUCGACACAUUAGAGAAAUUACUGGAGAAGUAUAGUGAAGGAAGUCACCUAGCUUAUCGGGUUUUUAUGAGUGUUGAACCUGCUCCCACCCCUAAAGAACAUAUAAUUCCUCAGGGAAUCUUGGAAAAUUCUAUUAAAAUAACCAAUGAACCACCAACCGGGAUGCUGGCUAAUCUUCAUGCUGCAUUGGAUAAUUUUGACCAGAACAUUCUUGACCAAUGUACUCGGGAACAGGAAUUUAAGACGAUUCUGUUUUCACUUUGCUACUUUCAUGCCUGUGUGGCUGAGCGACGGAAAUUUGGACCUCAGGGCUGGAACAGGAGAUAUCCUUUUAACAACGGGGACCUUACCAUUUCAGUCAAUGUUCUGUACAAUUACCUGGAAGGAAAUUCACAGAUACCCUGGGAAGAUCUCCGUUACUUGUUUGGAGAAAUCAUGUACGGUGGCCAUAUUACAGACGAUUGGGAUAGGAGACUUUGUCGUACUUACUUGGAAGAGUAUAUGCAACCCAAUCAGUUUGAUAGGAAGCUGGUCCUUGCUCCUGGCUUUGUCGUUCCUUCGAACCUGGAUUACCAAGGUUACCACAAAUACAUUGAUGAAAUGCUUCCUGCCGAAAGCCCAGUCCAUUAUGGCCUUCAUCCCAAUGCAGAGAUUGAAUUCCUGACAGCAACUUCAGAUAACCUGUUUCGUACACUGCUUGAGCUGCAGUCCCAUGAAUCCAUCAUUGGGGAAGGUGUGUCACAGACAGUGGAAGAAAAAGUAAAGAUAAUAUUAGAUGACAUACAAGAAAAGCUCCCAGAAGGAUAUAACAUGGCUGACAUUACUUCAAAAACUGCAGAACGCUCUCCAUAUAUCCUGGUUUGUUUUCAAGAAUGUGAGAGAAUGAACAUACUAAUACAUGAGAUAAGGCGCUCCCUUAAAGAACUUGAUCUAGGUCUCAAGGGUGAGUUGGCAAUCUCUGCUGAGAUGGAGCAACUACAGACAGCUCUCUUUUUUGAUAAUCUUCCUGACACUUGGAUGAAACUGGCUUAUCCAUCAACAUACAGCCUCACUCAGUGGUACAACGAUCUACUGCUGCGCUGCCGGGAGCUUGAUGCCUGGGCUCAGGAUCUCACCCUCCCCAGCGUUGUCUGGAUAUCAGGCUUUUUCAACCCCCAGUCCUUCCUCACAGCUGUCAUGCAGAGCCUAGCCCAUAAAAAUGAAUGGCCUUUGGAUAAGAUGCACAUAACAAUAGAUGUUACCAAGAAAUAUAAAGAGGAGUUUACGCAACCAGCUAGAGAAGGGGCAUACAUUCACGGUCUGUAUUUGGAAGGUGCACGAUGGGAUGUUCAAGGGGGGCACUUAGCUGAAGCUUGCCUAAAAGCACCAACCCAAGCGAUGCCUGUUGUUUUUGUGAGAGCCAUCCCCAAUGACAGGCAAGAGACAAGAAAUAGCUAUGAAUGCCCUGUAUAUAAAACCAAACUAAGGGGCUCCACUUAUGUGUCAACCUUCCAUUUAAAAACAAAGGAAAGGCCAGCAAAGUGGAUUCUUGCUGGUGUUGCUUUACUUUUGAGUGUGUGACUACAGGUUAAUCUUUUUAGCUUUAUGCACUUGCUCCCUUGCCUUGAGUGUUUGUUUUUUGUUUGUUUUUUUUAAAAGAUUAAACAUAGAUGUAUGAACAUAGACUGUAUCCAUAAACCUCUAACUAUAUGCUUUACCCUGUCCCAGUAGUCCCAGUGACAUUUUCAGAAAGAUAAAGAUUACUCACAUGGAAAAGACUUAACUGUUUCCAGUUUUAUUUUAAUGGGCUUAAGUGUGAAGCAAUCAGGUAAGCAGUAAAGCUGUUAAAAGCACUGGAAAAGGUAAUCAAUAAAAAAACUGGAAGAUCAAAGUAUAUCAACAAUGGUUAAGUCUCAAUCACUCUAAUAACAGCCUUCUUUGCAGAGGAAAAAAGGCUUAAUUGGCCAGUAAAUGCUACUAGCGUGGAAACGGAGAUGUAUCCAAAGGCUUCCUUCUUGAGGGAACACAGGAACGCAGAAACGCAAAA